This is a messenger RNA of Eimeria mitis, 3978 nucleotides long. Its product is annotated as PHD-zinc finger (C3HC4 type) protein, putative. The record is from RefSeq and is a predicted model, not a curated record. Gene Ontology annotation, molecular function: transcription coregulator activity. Bases 1 to 3978 code for a protein of 1325 amino acids. The transcript has 3 exons. Gene Ontology annotation, biological process: regulation of transcription by RNA polymerase II. Lineage: Eukaryota; Apicomplexa; Conoidasida; Eucoccidiorida; Eimeriidae. Gene Ontology annotation, cellular component: nucleus; SWI/SNF complex.
AUGCAGCAGUGCGUGGAGCUGCAGCAGCAGCGGCAGUUGCAGCCUGUUUCUCCUACGGGAAGCAGCAGAACUGCCGCCUGCAGCAGCAGCAACAGCAGCAGAGACGCAGGGACACCACGCAGUGUGCGUUGUGCAGAUGCUGCUGCUGCCAUGGGGCUGCUCCCCAGGGAAGGAUCGCAGCAGCAGCAGCAGCAGCAGCAACAGCAGCAUCAAGUUUGUUCACCGAAUGAGCUCGCACAUCCUCGUGCUGCGUCUGUUUCCUACACGCUGCAGCAACAGCAGCAGGAGCCGCAACAGCAGCAGCAGCAGCAGCGACAGCAGCAACAGCAACAGCAGCAGCAGCAACAGCAGUCGGUGAGUUCCUCUUCAGCCAGAGCCCGUGACCCUCCGCUUGCCCUGUUGGAUGCUGUUGUUCGUCACCACAGCAGUAGCAGCAGCAGCAGCAGCAGCAACAGCAGCAGCAGCAGCUUUUGGGGGGCUACAAUGCGCAGCAGCGGCAACAGUCCUGCAAUUUCUGGUCUUGCUGUGAAUCAGCAGCAGCAGCCAAUGCAGCCAAUGCAGCAGCAGCCGCAACAGCGACUGCAGCAGCAGCAGCAGCAGCAGCAGCAACUGCAGCAGCAGCAGCAGCAGCAGCAGAGUAGCCCACUGUGGGAUAACGUGCACCCCCUUCAGCAGAUACAGAUGUCGCCCUUGUUGCAACAGAAGCCGCUGCGGCAACAGCUGCAGCAACCACAGCAGCAUAUGCAGCGACCUCAGCAGCAACUGCAGCAGCAACAGAGCAGCCCGCUGCGACAGCAGCAGCAGCCGCAGCAGCAGCAGUGCAGCCCGCUCCGACAGCAGCAGCAGCCGCAGCAGCAGCAGUGCAGCCCGAUCCGACAGCAGCAGCAGCAGCAGCUACAUCGUGCGUGGCAGCAGCAAGCGGCAUGGGCUCAGCAGCACUGGGCGAAGCCCCGGAGAGCUUGGAAUGCGUACAGCCUGCAGCUUAACAGCAGCAGCAACAGCAGCAGCAGCAGCAACGGUAGCGGUAGCAGAGGCAGCAGCAACAGCUACAGCAGCGGCAGCUACAGCAGCAGCAGCAGCAGCACGAGCGGCAGCUUCGGCGGUGCACCUCUGCUUUGCGGGGACCCCUCAACGCCACCUGUACCACACAGGCGACAGCAGCAGCAACAGCAGCCGCAGCAACAGCAGCAGCAGCAGCAGCAGCAGCAGCAGCCGACUCCUUGGAACCAACAGCACCAGCAGCUCCGGAACUGGCACAACCAGCAACUGCUGCAGCAUGCACAGCCGCGGCAGCAGCAAGAGCAGCAUCAGCUACAGCAGCAGCGGCGGGUGCUGCAGCAGCAGCAGUGCCUCCCUCGGGCCCCAGGGAUGCCGCAGAGGUUCCCAGCAACGGUGCAGCAGCAGCAGCAACAACAACCGCAGCAACAGCAGCAGCAGCAACAAGGGGGCGUGGUGUCGCUGCAACAACAGCAUCUGCAGCAGCAACAGCAGCAGCAGCAGCAGCAUCUCUGCUACCCGGUGCAGCAAAAUAAUCCCUGGCAGCGGUCUGAUCAGCAGCAACAGCAGCAGCAGCAGCAACAACAGCUACAACAGCAGCAGCCGUUGCAGCAGCAGCUACAGCAGCAGCAUCCACAACAGCAGGAGCAGCAGCAGCAGCAGCAACAGCAGCAGGAUUACUCGUGGCUGCGAGUGGAGUGGGGAGAAGAUAUAAUGGACUUGCUGGAGGCAGCAAGCGCAGAGGACUUAGCUUACAGCAGCAACGACAGCUCUACUGCAGCAGCUGCAGCAGCAGCAACAGCUGCAGGUGGAGACGGCGCAGCAGCAACGGCAUCAGCCGCUGCUUCUGCUUCUGCUUCUGCUGCUGCUGCAGCGAACACCGCAGCACCAGGAGGCGUUGGUAUUGCCCGCCGAAGGAGCAGCGGCAACAGCAGCAGCAGCAGCAGCAGCAGCAGCAACCGCAGCCGUAUACGGGCAGGCUGGGGCUCCGCUGCUGCUGCUGUGCUGCGCGUUGAUUUGAGGGAGGAGAUUUGUGUCAUUUGCUCUGAAGUGCUGCUGCAGCAGCAGGAGAUAGCUUCCUUGCCAACCUGCUGCCACCUCUUCUGCUUUGCGUGUCUCUACAAGUCAGUAUGGUGGGCUUCCAUUAGUAGCAGAUGUCCUCUUUGCUCGACUGCCUUUACUACCAUCGUUCGUCGGCGAGUUAGCGCAGCAGCAGCAGCUGCUGCUGCUGCUGCUGCGAGCCAAAAGCUUCCCGUAAAGGACAACCCCCAAGGCGCUGUGGUGAAGAGUGAACAGCAGCAGCAGCAACAGCAGCAGCAGCAACAGCAGCAGCAGCAGCAACAGGCGACCAGUUCAUCGUUGCCCGCUUUGGUCGCAUCCUCUCAGCUGAAACUGGAGAGCAGCAGGAGCGGGUGCACGCAGCCAGCAGCACCUGCAGCAGCAGCAGCCGUAGGAGAAACAGCAGCAGCAGCAGGAGCAGCAGGAAUUGAGGCUUGUUUGAUAGGCCUGCAGCUGGUAGAGGAGGUGCCGCUUCCUCCUCCUGCUGCCAGGCGGCGGGGAUCGGGAGCGGGAUCGGUGGGAUCGGGAUCGGGUUCGCUGGGAUCGUUGGGGGGGUGUGAAGUCUGCGGCAGAGACGAUGACUGGACCCGGCUGCUGCUGUGCGACUGCUGCGACAGCGCCUUUCAUAUAUACUGCUUGUCUCCUCCUCUUCCUGCUGUCCCUGAGGGGGACUGGCACUGCAGAAGGUGCAGCGAGCAGCAGCAGCAGCAGAGGCAGCAAAGGCAGCAGCAAAGGCAGCAGCAAAGGCAGCAGCAAAGGCAGCAGCAAAGACAGCAAAGGCAGCAAGCCAGGAGAGGAAGGCCACGUAGACAGCAGCAAGGAGAUGCAACAGAACGACGCGGAAGACGUGCACGCAGCAGCAGCAGUAGCAGCAGCAGAGCAGCAGCAGCAGCAGCGCCAGAAGCGGGGGCAAGGCCUAGGAAGAGAGUAAAAAAGGCAGCAGUAGAUGAAACUACAGCAGGUUCUGCUGCUGCUGCAGGUGCCGGCAACAGCAGCAGCAGCAGCAGCAACAGCAGCAGCAGCAGAAUUGCUGACUUCGACGCGUUUGCCCACAACGCCAGCGCGGGGACAAACGGAGGCGGAAGGCUUCAGAGAGUGGGACGCAGAGAAAGCAGCAGCAGCAACAGCAGCAGCAGCAGCAACAGCAGCAGCAGCAGCAGCAGAAGGAGAGUGCCUCUUCAGGCAGCAAGGCGCCUACGGAGACGCCGCCGCUCCUCGAGCGGUCUUGAGAGCUGCAGCGAUGACUCCUCAGACCUGCACGACUUCAUUGUUCACAGCAGCAGCAGAAGCAGCAUCAGCAGCAGUAGUAGCAGCAGCAGCAGCAGCAGCAGCAGCAGCAGCGCCAGCAGCAGCAGCGAGGACAGCAGCGACAGCGACAGCUGCACGGAAAUAUCCCCCAGAAACAACCGGCCACCGAACAGCAGCACAAACAGCAGCAGCAGCAGCAGCAGCAGCCGUGAUCGGAGCAGCAGUAUUGCUGCUGGUAGAAGAAUUUUGGGUACCCCAAUCGGGCCCCAGAGAAAUCAGCAGCAGCAGGACCAGCAGAGGCGGCAGCAGCAGCAGCAGCAGCAGCAGGGACAGCCAGAGCCUGCUGCUUCCGAAGGCAGGCCGUCGGGAGUGGACCCUGCUGCUGCUGUCAGCUUGUCGCAGCAGCGACAGCAGCAGCAACAGCAUCAACAGCAGGUAAAUCCACAGCAGCAGCAAAAGCCAGGAGCAGCUGCUCGAAGACAGAACGGUGUGCAGGCGCUGCUGCGUCGGUACUUUGUGACGCCAACUGGCAGGAACGGUGCAGACAGAAGCAGCAACAGCAGCAGCAGCAGCGGCAGCAGCAGUGUGACGCCAACUGGCAGGAACGGUGCAGACAGAAGCAGCAACAGCAGCAGCAGCAGCAGCAGCGGCAGCAGCAGCAGCAGGACGGGCUAG